Trichoplax adhaerens is the source of this 1206-nucleotide messenger RNA. RefSeq lists its product as uncharacterized. Bases 1 to 1206 code for a protein of 401 amino acids. The record is from RefSeq and is a predicted model, not a curated record. Gene Ontology annotation, biological process: regulation of transcription by RNA polymerase II; response to unfolded protein. The transcript has 4 exons. Gene Ontology annotation, molecular function: DNA-binding transcription factor activity, RNA polymerase II-specific; RNA polymerase II transcription regulatory region sequence-specific DNA binding. Gene Ontology annotation, cellular component: nucleus. Lineage: Eukaryota; Metazoa; Placozoa; Uniplacotomia; Trichoplacea; Trichoplacidae.
AUGGACUCCAUCAAUAAUAGCAAUGAAAAUUUUCUUGACGCUCUAUAUCAUGAUAGUGAUGAUGAUGAUGAUGCUAUUGAUAAAGAAUUGUGUGAUCUAAAAUCAAUCAUACAGGAUAGUGGAAUUCACUUUGAGCAAUUUUAUGAUCCAGCUCAAACAUUAAUCGAUUGGACCGAUGGGCUGGAUGAAAUUGAUAACAUUGUACAUCAUCGAUUGCAUUCUAUUGCUACAUCGCAUAAGAAUCCACUGCAAUUACAGAAUGAAAUCAAUAAUCCAUUACAAAAUUUGGUCGCAUAUACAGAAGAAUCUUAUUCUGAUUAUAGCAACUUCUCUAUAGAUAACAAUUGGGAUAUCAACGAGCCUGCCGCAACAACUAUCCCGGAUGAUAACGUUCAAAAUAUUUACUUAUUGCAAUCUAAUCGAGAUGAAAACUCUGGUCGUCAUUCCAUGGAUAUCAUUUACGAGACCGGAAUAGAACAUGAUCCUACAGCAUCAAAUGUUGAUGGUCCAAUUAAUAUGGGACUGUCCACAGAUAGGAACGAAAUCGUGAACGAUAUUAUUUAUAAUUUGGAUAUAAGCCACGAUAUUAGUCAUCAUCUAGGCUAUAGUCAUUCAAAAUCUGACGAAAAUAGCCAUCAAGAAAGUCACCAUUCCAACUAUCAAUGCGAAAACGAAGUCGAUAACGGCAAUGAUUUCCAAAAAAACAAUUUUACUUCCUGUUCAUCAUAUCAGUCGAAAAAUGUCGAUCUUUUAUUACGUCCAUCACGACACAAUGAUUGGACACCUAAUCCACAAAAAUUAAUCAAAGCUGGACAAGAUUUAAAUAAAUUAUUGUCCAUAAUGAAUAAUUUAACACAGAAAGAUGUUAUGAAUCCUGGAUUUCAAUCUCAAAUUCGUCGAGAGAAGAACAAAAUUGCAUCCAGAAUAUGUAGAUUGAAGAAGAAGCAAGCUUAUGAAUCAAAUAAGAUCAAGCUGCAUGGAUUAGAGAAAGAACAUGAUAAUAUUAGUAAUAUCUUAAGAACGCUUAAAAGUGAACUAUUAAACUAUCAAAUGAAUCCCCCCUUAGCAAGCAACCUUACGUGGAAUAAGAUAAUAACAGAUAUUGAGCAAUCUUGCAAUCCUAUCUCGAACGUAGCUGGUCGUUCGUCCGAUUAUGUUAGAGAAAUCCUUAGACAAGUAGUUCAAAUUAAAUCCGAAAAAGAGUGA